AUGAAAACGUAUUUCACAUUUCUCAAUAUUUAUCCCUUGCUUAGACUUGGACUUGCAUUUAACAUCUUUAAUGCUACAACUGAAAGGAAUGAUGAUUUGGUUGUAAAACAUCAGCAGAUGAAUAAUUCCAUAGAUACAUUAACCAUUUUUUCUGAUGUGAUGAAUGAGUUUGAAAGCCUUCAGAACUGGAGUAGGCUAUGUAAUAUAUCACAAAGUAGUCACACUGACUUUAACAUUGUAUGUAUCAUUAAUGGUGAGUCCAGUAUAAAGUUAACAGAAUUUAGAAAUUUUACAUAUCGAGUAUCGUCACAUAUUAGAUUUGACUUAUCCGUCACUUGUGAAGAUGGUAUAAUAUACUUUCCUUGGCCGUUCAGAGCAGAAAAACUACAUAGAGUUUAUAUCAAAGACUGCAUAAUUAAGGUUUACAAGUCCGAUUCCAAAAAUCCAUUGAUAGGCCGCAUUCCAGACACAAUCAAAUAUCUACAAAUGGAUAAUGUAACAACUAUCUUACGAAUGAAAGAAGUAUACGACUCACUGUCUAAAGCUAAAUCCCCUAUAUCAAGAGCUACAGAAUGUGGACCAGAGAACGCUUUUGCUAUAAUUCGGAGAGGAACAAAGGUGGAAUUUGAAGAUUUUUAUAACUAUCAUUUGUAUGACAUCAAUGCAUUGGCACAAUCAACUCAUUACUUCAGCAUUCAGAAGAGAACUUGUUUGUACAAAAACCUUGAGGUUUUUGAAUUAAGCGGAAGGAACGAUAUUACUAGAUCUACUAUUAGUAAAAUAGUUCAUACAGACAUUGCACAAAAUCUCAAAAUCUUAAACUUUUCUGGAGACGGUAUGUCUGACAUUGUUUAUAAACUACAAGGCUGGCGACUAAGAUUCCCAGUGAUGGAAUAUUUAGACUUUUCCAAUAAUCACAUCAAAGUGAUUCCAAAGAUACGAGAUUACGGAAUGACCGUUAAAAAGACAAAAUCAGUUGGAAUUAUAGAUAUAAGGCGUAAUGAGAUAACUUCAUUAACAAAAGGUAUGAUUGACUCGUUUUCGACUCACGAAUUUGUUAAAGUCGAUAUCAGUGAAAAUCCGUUCUUAUGUGACUGUGGAAUAAUUGAAGUUAUUGAAUAUCUAUCGUCAAAGACUAUGCCAAAAGCUUAUGAUUACCUUGAUUCGCUAGAGUGUGCAAAUCCCUCAAACGUCCGUGGACGUAAGCUUAUAAGUCUGACUCCUACAGAAUUAAAUUGUAACAAGGAUACAGUCGUAAACUUUCCAGUAGUUGUUUUGAUCAUCAUAACAAUAUCAUUGGUCAUCAUAACUUUGUUCACAUUAAUCUAUUUCAGAAAUAAGAUCAAGGUAAAUUUAUGUUCUAGACUAAAUAAAAACGUGGCAACGUAACAGUUUCUUAAGUGGAUCCUGAUUGGUUGAAU
Molecule: messenger RNA, 1421 nt
Organism: Mytilus trossulus (common blue mussel)
Lineage: Eukaryota; Metazoa; Mollusca; Bivalvia; Mytilida; Mytilidae
Product: toll-like receptor 10
Exons: 1
Coding region: 1-1389 (462 amino acids)
Cellular component (GO): membrane
Source: RefSeq, a predicted model, not a curated record